GUUUGCUUUCCCCCCGCGUUUCCCCCACUAACGUGCUUUGUUUACGACUAUGACACGAUUUAUGAACGACGACAGCACACGCGCCCCGAACACCGACUCGUUUGACCAAGGCCCGAGGUCCGAGUCUGCGACGCUGAGGGAUGAGGCUAGGGAGGCGUUCGAUAGCACCGCGGUCGACGUACCGCUCGAUAAGGAGGAUGUGCGGCCAAAGGUGGAGAAGCCGCCGAGUACAGCAGAAGGGGGGAGGGAAGGCGACGGGGAGGAGGAUGGCUCGAAUGAAAUAGUAAUCGACUGGGACGGGCCAGACGAUCCGCAGAAUCCACGAAACUGGUCAUACAAGCGCAAGUGGGGCGCGACAUUUAUCGUGUCCGCGUUCACGUUCAUCAGCCCAGUGUCCUCGUCCAUGGUUGCACCCGCGACGAGACAAAUCGCGUCCCAAUUCGGGAUCACGAGCCAGGUUAUCGAAGCGAUGACCACCUCCAUCUUCGUGCUCGCGUAUGCCAUCGGCCCGCUAUUCCUGGGUCCCCUCAGCGAAAUAUUCGGACGGUCAAGAGUUCUGCAGCUCGCGAAUAUGUGGUACCUUGUAUGGAACCUCGUCUGUGGCUUCGCCCAAAACACAGGCCAACUCAUCGCUUUUCGAUUCCUCGCGGGCCUUGGAGGAAGCGCGCCUCUAUCCAUCGGUGGAGGCGUGCUAGGUGAUCUUUGGGCCGUGCAGGAGCGUGGGCAGGCGAUUGCGUUGUACUCCCUCGCGCCGCUUCUAGGUCCCGUCGUUGGACCGGUCGCGGGCGCGUGGAUUGCGGAGCGGAGCACUUGGCGAUGGGUCUUCUGGUCGACAACAAUCGUCGACGGCAUCAUCCAAUGCUUCGGCUUGCUCUACCUCCGCGAGACCUAUGCACCCAUUCUUCUUGGGCAGAAGGCCAGCCGCAUCAGGAAGGAGAUGGACAUCGAGAAAGGCGGGCGGGACGUGCGUACGGUGUAUGACACCGCGGACCGACACUGGAAGUCGAUCUUCAAGCACUCGCUCACGCGGCCGUUCCUGCUUUUCGCAUACGAGCCGAUCAUCCAGCUCUUGGGUAUCUACAUGGCCUUUAUCUAUGGGACCAUGUAUCUGUUCCUCACGACCAUCCCGUCGAUCUUCGAGGGCGUCUACGGUGAGCGUGUCGGCAUCGCCGGGCUGCACUACAUCGCGCUCGGCGUGGGCCUCACGGGUGCGUCGCAAAUCAACGCGCGCUUGCUCGAUCGGAUAUACGCGCAUUUCAUCAAGCGGAAUGGCGGGCAGGGGAGGCCGGAGUAUCGACUUCCCUCGAUGGUUCCCGGCACGAUAUUGCUGCCUGCUGGCCUGUUCAUUGCAGGAUGGACGGCGAGAAGGGAUAUUCAUUGGAUCGUUCCCGAUAUCGGAAUCGCCUUUAUCGGCGCUGGUCAGAUCCUCAACUUCCAGUCCAUCCAGACAUAUGUCAUCGAUGCCUUCACGCUGCACGCCGCCUCCGCGCUUGCGGCCGUGUCGUGUCUACGAUCGCUAGCUGGAUUCGGCUUCCCCCUGUUCGCGCCCGCGAUGUACAAUGCGCUGGGCUUUGGGAAGGGCGACACGAUUCUCGCAUGUGCGGCAAUUGUUAUUGGAUGUCCUGCACCCUGGGUAUUCUGGCAUUUUGGCGAGCGGAUACGGAAAGCGAGUCGUUACGCGCGCUCAUGAUUUUCUGGUAUAAGUGCGGAGACUGGUCGGGGAAGGGAGGAGGAAGAGCUACGCAUAGUUUGCAUUGAACCAUAGAAUCUUGUCUAAUAUAACUCCACACGAUGUAGCAUAAUAGCUCAAGUGAACCUUUUGGUGGAUUUUCGGUGUCGUACUUAGUGCCGGCGUGAUGAACUAAGCAAUGUGGACUGGGAUUUAUCUAUGUGUCCCCCUCACUCGGUGAGCAUUCGGUGAUGUAGUUCGUCAAUGGGUUCUCAGCGUGAUAGACCUUUUCGUCCGCUCCAAAUACAGGCUGCAUGGACUCAUACAAACCUCUGCAAACCCACCGAAUGCCACUUUCUCCCCUCAUGAUUAUGAUUACACUGAUUCCGCAACAGCGUAUGUAAGUGAGAUUCGGACAAGCCCGAG
Messenger RNA from Gloeophyllum trabeum ATCC 11539, 2095 nucleotides. RefSeq names its product MFS polyamine transporter. NCBI's taxonomy places the organism in Eukaryota, Fungi, Basidiomycota, Agaricomycetes, Gloeophyllales, Gloeophyllaceae. The coding region runs from base 50 to 1690 and encodes 546 amino acids. The transcript has 13 exons. The record is from RefSeq and is a predicted model, not a curated record. Gene Ontology annotation, biological process: transmembrane transport. Gene Ontology annotation, molecular function: transmembrane transporter activity.